UCAUUUUUCAACAAAACCCAUACCUUCUCCCACCUUAACUAACCAACCGUACCAUACUCCAAAUAACACAACCACAACCAAAACAAGAACAAAAACACAUAGAAUAGACACAACCACAACCAAAACAAGAACAAAAACACAUAGAAUAGAAAAACUCUAUGAAGAAGAUUCAGAAGCAAAACACAACAAACCCAUUCGAAUCCCUCUCAGAAGAACUCAUAUUCACAAUCCUCGACUUCCUCGAACAACCAAACACCAACACCAAAUCAUUCUCCUUAACUUGCAAAUACUUCCACGCGCUAGAAUCAAAACACCGACGCGCCCUCCGUCCCUUACGCGCCGAACACUUACCUUCAAUCCUCGCGCGUUACUCCUCCAUCCAAAACCUCGAUCUCUCGCUAUGUCCGCGCGUGAGCGACACGUCUCUUGCAAUGAUCGCUGAGAAGUAUACACAAACGCUUAUGCGGAUUGAUUUGUCGCGGUCGAGAUUCUUCACCGGGAGCGGUUUGCUGAGUGUUGCGGCGAGAUGUGUGAAUUUGGUGGAGCUUGAUUUGUCGAACGCGACGGAGUUGAGAGACGCGGCGAUGGUGGGUGUUGCACGCGCCGGGAACUUGGAGAGGCUUUGGUUGAAUAGGUGUAAGUUGGUUACGGAUAUGGGGAUUGGGUGUGUGGCGGUGGGGUGUAGGAAGUUGAAGUUGAUUAGUUUGAAAUGGUGUGUUGGUGUUGCUGAUUUGGGUGUGGAUUUGAUUGCUAUUAAGUGUAGAGAUCUUCGAAGUUUGGAUCUUUCUUAUUUGCCUAUCACGGAGAAAUGUCUCUCUUCGAUCUUCAAAUUGCAACAUCUCGAAGAUUUGGUCCUCGAAGGAUGCUUUGGCGUUGGCGACGACAGCCUCAGCAAUGAAGUCUUCAAACAAGGGUGCAAGACAUUAAAGAAACUUGAUAUCUCGGGUUGUCAUAACAUUAGUCAUACCGGUUUGUCAAGGCUAACAAACGUUUCUCGAUGUGUCGAACAACUUGUAUUAGCAGAUGGCUCUCCGGUAACUCUUGCUCUAGUUGAUAGUUUAAAUAAACUUUCUAUGUUACAAUCAAUCAAAUUCGACGGCUGCAUUGUUACCUCCGACGGAUUAAAAGCCAUUGGAAAUUUAAGCAUUUCGCUGAAGGAACUGAGUUUAAGCAAAUGUUUGGGAGUGACGGAUGAAGCUCUCUCUUAUCUUGUUUCAAAACACAAAGAUCUAAGGAAGCUCGACAUCACAUGCUGCCGGAAGAUAACCGACGUCUCGAUAGCUAGCAUUACGAAUUCUUGCAGAAGUCUCACUUCUCUCAAAAUGGAAUCGUGCACGCUAGUUUCAUCGGAAGCGUAUAUAUUGAUUGGACAGAAAUGUCACUUUCUCGAGGAGCUUGACCUCACAGACAAUGAGAUCGACGAUGAAGGCCUCGAGUCCAUAUCUCGUUGUUCGAGGCUCUCCAGCCUGAAACUAGGAAUCUGCCUGAACAUAACCGAUAGAGGAGUUGCCUAUGUUGGCAUGUGUUGCUCAAAAUUAAAGGAACUGGAUCUAUACAGGUGCACAGGAGUAACAGAUUUGGGCAUUUCGGCAAUUGCGUACGGUUGCCGUGGCCUUGAGAUGAUAAAUACCGCUUAUUGCACUAACAUUACCGAUAGGGCAUUGUUCUGCUUAUCAAAAUGUGCAAAUUUGCAGACACUCGAAAUCCGUGGAUGUCUUCUUGUUACAUCUAUAGGUUUAGCAUCUAUUUCAAUGAACUGCAAACAACUAAGCCGUCUCGACAUAAAAAAGUGUUACAAUAUUGACGAUAGUGGCAUGAUUCCGCUAGCUCAUUUCUCACAAAAUCUAAGACAGAUAAACUUGUCGUAUAGCUCGGUUACGGAUGUGGGGCUUCUAUCCCUUGCCGGUAUCAGUUGCCUUCAAAACUUUACUCUGCUUCACCUGCAGGGUGUAGCUCCACAAGGAGUUGCGGCGGCCUUAUUGGCAUGCGGAGGGCUAACCAAAGCAAAGCUUCAUGUUAAACUAAGAUCUCUUUUACCUGAAAUACUCAUCAGACAUGUAGAAGCACGCGGUUGCGUGUUUGAAUGGAGAGAUAAAGUUUUUCAGGCUGAAUUGGACCCCAAGUGUUGGAAAUUACAGUUAGAAGAUGUGAUGCAAUAGGAUUUUGUAAGAUUGUUUGAAGUUGAUAAAGAUGACUUAUACAACCAAGUUUGUGAAGAAUCUUACAUCUUUGAGAUAUUCUCAAAUGUAAAUGUAAUAAGAAUCCAUGUUAUGUUUACUUCUUCUCUCUACCCUUCCACUUAUACUAGAGGAAAGAAUCAAGCAAUAAAAGAAAGAGACAUGAAUGAAAGAUGUUAGAAGUAUUUUGUUUAAUCCAUUGAUGGAGGUAACCAAGUAGCUUACAUAAGUCCGAUAUCAAAUUGGUGAAGGAAUGAGAUCCGAGAAUGUGCUUCUCUCAAAGUCUCUGAUUCAAAUUCCAGUCAGUGCUAACAAUUCUUAUGUUGGGUCAGUCCAGACCCCCAUACUGAGGUCUGAUAUUUGCAAUUGCUUAUGGAUGAUUAGAAUUAGUGGAUGAUGGUUGUGGUUAGAGACAAGGACAAAAAGAAGAAAAGAUUACAAAGGAUGAAGUGGCAUUUUCCACUAAAAAAGCAUUGAUAGUUGGCAUAUCACAUGCAUGGCUUAGGACAUGACACUGUUUUUGUGUCUUUUAUUAGUCAACUUAUCACUUAAGGAUUUUUGUUAACAACAACCAAUGUAACAUGUGGUAGGUUCCUUAUAAGUAUCUGUAGGUACAAGGCCCACUUUGAGUUGUCUAAAUAAGAAAAGUUAGUUGUGGCCAUUACUAAGGUUCUUAUUUAUGGAUUCUUAUUGAAUUAGAAAAUUCUCCUUCUGUCCACAAAUAUCAGGGUCCUACCAUAAACUCAAUUUUAAGUUUUUUCUAAA
This is a messenger RNA of Vicia villosa (hairy vetch), 2942 nucleotides long. Its product is annotated as F-box/LRR-repeat protein 3. Bases 159 to 2159 code for a protein of 666 amino acids. The transcript is spliced from 6 exons. NCBI's taxonomy places the organism in Eukaryota, Viridiplantae, Streptophyta, Magnoliopsida, Fabales, Fabaceae. Gene Ontology annotation, molecular function: protein binding. The record is from RefSeq and is a predicted model, not a curated record. Gene Ontology annotation, cellular component: SCF ubiquitin ligase complex. Gene Ontology annotation, biological process: SCF-dependent proteasomal ubiquitin-dependent protein catabolic process.